Molecule: messenger RNA, 2028 nt
Organism: Aureobasidium subglaciale EXF-2481
Lineage: Eukaryota; Fungi; Ascomycota; Dothideomycetes; Dothideales; Saccotheciaceae
Exons: 5
Coding region: 121-1677 (518 amino acids)
Molecular function (GO): heme binding; iron ion binding; monooxygenase activity
Source: RefSeq, a predicted model, not a curated record
CUCAAAUACUAAAUAUCUCUCUUUCAUCGUAUAUUCGUUCCCUAAAGACCUUCGCGAUACCCCGCGUUAUACUAUACCGAUAAGGCAGAGUCCAAUUGUGUGGGACAACUCGUGGCAACCAUGGCCGUAACUCGGUCCGACGCGUCGAACUCUGACCACAGCUCAAUCUUUGUUGGCCUGGGAGGCAUAUUACUCCUACUACUCGCACGUCAUUUGUUAGCAAGAAUCCAAGAAGAACGCAAGAUCAGAUCACUUGGAGCUCAUGCGAAUUUUGUCAAAUCAUGGGUGCCUUUUGGCCUGGGCUUCAUUGGACGCACUCUGCUCGAUGUACGCAAACAUGAUUUACUUGGAGGAUGGCAGAGCACAUUUGCCGACCGCUCUGCUGUUCACCCAUACACCCGUGAGACAAGGACCAUAGGAAUGAGACUUAUCUUGACGGCCGAUGAGGAGAAUAUCAAGGCUAUCCUUGCGACUCAAUUCAAUGACUACGGCAAGGGUGCACAAUUCAAUUCCGAAUGGCACGACUUCCUGGGAGACAGCAUAUUCACCACCGAUGGAGAGAAGUGGCAUGCAUCUCGUCAACUGAUCCGCCCUCAGUUCAUCAAGGAUCGCGUUUCUGAUCUGGAGGUCUUCGAGAAGCAUUUGGAAGUCCUUCUCCCUAUGCUCGGAGGCUCUGGAGAUGGUAAACCUGUUGACGCUAUGGAUCUGUUCUUCAAGUUCACCUUGGAUGCCAGUACCGCGUUCUUACUCGGCCACAGUGUGAACAGUCUCGUCAAUCCUCAAGAUCGCUUCUCAGAUGCCUUUGCAACAGUCCAGAGCGUUCAAUCCACCAUUGCCAGAGUUGGACCCCUCAACCGAUUCGUACCACGUAAGGCGUUCUACGCUUCUCUUAAGAUCAUGGAAGAGUUUAUGCAGCCAUUCAUUGAAGAGACGUUGCAGUUGACCCCCGAGGAGCUCGAGAAGAAGUCCAAGUCAGACGAGGGCUAUAACUUUUUGUAUGCGCUUGCCAGCUUCACGCGCGAUCGUACAGUCCUGAGAGACCAGUUGGCGGCGGUACUACUUGCUGGACGUGAUACAACAGCAUGCACACUCUCUUGGUUGUUCAAUGAGAUUUCUCGCAGGCCGGACAUUGUUGCCAAGUUGAGACGGGAAAUCGAGGAAAAUGUCGGUCUGGACAACAAGCCAACUUACACCCAUCUGAAGAACAUGCGCUACCUCACGCACACAAUCAACGAGACCCUCAGACUCUACCCUAUUGUACCUUUCAACGUUAGAGUGGCCUUGAAGGACACAACUCUGCCGCGUGGUGGUGGUCCAGAUGGUACCCAGCCUAUUGGUGUUCCUGCAAACACACCCAUUGCAUACUCGACUCUGUUCCUGCAGCGUCGUGAAGACAUCUAUCCAAAGGCCUCCGAGAAGUUCGCUCAUCAUCUCAGCUUUGAGCCUGAUCGAUGGGAUGGAUGGAAUCCCAAGAUGUGGACUUACAUUCCCUUCAAUGGUGGACCUCGUAUCUGUAUUGGUCAACAAUUCGCUUUAACCGAAGUUGCUUACACUGUUGUUCGAAUUCUACAAACAUAUUCGCGCAUCGAGUGCAAGAUGGCCGAGCGUCCUAAGCUGAAGACGGACAUUGUCGUUCAGCCUUCCGACCCAGUCAACCUGAUCUUCCACCGAGACUAGAAGCCUCCUUCUGUGGUCACUCUUCAGUAUCUCUCAAACUGUGCUAGAAAAUGGCUACUGGACGCCAAAGAGGAUGCUAAGUGCACAAACACUCCUCUCGAGGAAGGAUCUGAGGCUCGAAGCAAUUCCCACACCGCAAAGGCUGAAAGGUGGACCAGCCCCACAGACGCUCUGAUCACUCCAGAUAUGUGGCUCUUUGGUACCGAUUGGAGGUCCGGAAGGACGCUUGAUGCUUGGGAUGACACUCACUGUGAUCUGUUUCUCUAAGUUUGUAUCUUGACGACCUAUAAUGAAUUCUGUUUCUCCAUGAUCAUGCGCAUCCACUAUCGUUUCGUCUCAGGUUACCAGCUU